AAAGAAACAACAAAAGGGAAUCAAAGAAUAAUACAGAGCAACAACACACACGCACGCACACCAACUCACUGUCUCAGAAGAAAGAAACAAGGGUUUCAACCCCAACAAAAAAAUAAAAAAUAGAGGAAGAUUGAAGAAUACAACAGAGAGAUCGAGAGACAAAAGAAUAAAAAAUAGGUUUGUGCCUCCACUCUCAUAAUAUUUCUUCUAUCAAUUUGUUGUCCACUUGUCCUAAUUUAUUUUUUCUUUUUCUAUUGAUAAUCAAUGAGUUUGUAUUUUGAGUUUAAUAAUUAGGUUCUUGUAUUUUUUUUAUAUUUUUUGUAGUGCUAUGGGUCCUAGAAAAUUUGAGUGCGGGGAUGCGAAAAGAAAGAAAAAACAAAGAAUAGAAGAGUGUACAAACUCGCAAAAGGAUGAUAUUUUUAAAUUUUUUCCGCAUAUAAACCGAGUUCAAGAUGAAGUUGUAGUUGAAGAUGAAGUUGUGGCUGAAGAUGAAGUUAAUUUGGAAGAAGUACACGAGAAUGAGGUUGACAAUGAACAAAAGAUCCAAACAGAUAAUAUCGAAAUUGGAGACGCUAGUGGGCUACCAUUUGAAGAAGCAAAAGAAGAUACGGAACAGUUGAACAUAGACGACCCGGUAAAUUGGAUUAAGCUAGAUCAGAAAAUGAAGGACUUGAUAGAAGAAAGAGGUCCUAUACGAGCUGCGGAUAUCAACUUUGAGUACCCUCUUGAUGAUCAAGGUAGACAUUUCUCUUCUGUGCAUUAUACGCAACAACUAACAAAUGGAGAAAAACAAGAGAGGAAAUGGUUAGUCUACUCAAAACUUGGAGAUAAGAUAUUUUGCUUUUGUUGUAAAUUGUUCAAGCAAGAUGGAGUUAAAGUGCAAUUGGCCACGGAAGGUUUUAAUGCUUGGAAAAAUAUUUCAAGCAGGCUAAAGGGUCAUGAAUGCAGUAACGAUCAUAUUAUUUGCAUGAGUCGGUGGAUUCAAACCGAGACGAGAAUGCGUAAAAGAGAAACAAUUGAUAAAUCUUUGCAAGAAAAGAUGAAUAGAGAGAAGGACUAUUAGCGACAAGUCCUAUUAAGGAUAAUUGCUCUUGUUAAAACUCUUUCACAACAAAACUUGGCAUUGCGUGGUAGUAAUGAGACACUUUUCGAAGAUGGCAAUGGAAACUUUUUGAAAUUCAUUGAGAUGAUGGCAAUAUUUGAUCCUAUAAUGCAGGAGCAUGUCAGGCGAAUCCAAAUGAGUGAGAUUCACACUCAUUAUCUUGGUCCCAAAAUUGAAAAUGAAUUGAUCCAAUUAUUGGCAAGCGAGGUCAAGUGCACGAUAGUGGAGAAAAUAAAAAAAGCAAAGUAUUUCUCAGUUAUACUUGAUUGUACUCCAGAUUCUAGUCAUGAAGAACAAAUGACUCUUGUGAUUCAAUGUGUAGAUGUUACGGUAAGUCCAGUGAAAGUGGAGGAGUACUUCUUGGGCUUUCUCAAAGUAGAUGAUACCACAGGACUUGGACUUUUCAGCGAACUUGAAGAGGCGUUAAAAAAUCUUAAACUUGAUAUUAAAGAUAUAAGAGGCCAGGGAUACGA
This is a messenger RNA of Erythranthe guttata (spotted monkey flower), 1575 nucleotides long. NCBI's taxonomy places the organism in Eukaryota, Viridiplantae, Streptophyta, Magnoliopsida, Lamiales, Phrymaceae. The record is from RefSeq and is a predicted model, not a curated record.